ACAAAUCUUUCGAUCUUGAAAGCUUUGGUCUGAGACUGUGGUUAAUUUUCUUUCUUAUUACAAUCCAAAUCCCUCAAUUUAUUGAAUGAAGCAACAGCAACAGCAACAGCAACAGCAACAGCAACAGCAACAAAAUUCAAAGUCAAGAUUCGGUGCCAGAUCUCCAAGUAAGUACCCGUCAAUAAACUUCGAUCUUCCAACUCAUCAACCAGACCCAGCUAACACUAUUUCUUUUGAAAAAGGCAAAAUGGACAUUCCUCCAGUCGCGGUUCACCCAUUUACUAUUCUGCCACGCCCACGGUUCUGAUCAUCACUUCAACUUUGCCUCUUGUGGCUGAACACUAACGCAACUUGCGGGUGCUAAGGUUGCUGCUAGAGGUAUCAAAGUCGAGGUGGCUUGUGCCGCGUUUGGAGAUGUUCGGUCUCAAUCUCAAUUUUUUUUUGGGAAUGCCAACAUUGUGGUCGCUACGCCGGGACGCUUGAUGCAUUUUGUGAGAAAUGGCACCAUUUCCCUAGCAAAACUUAAGUAUGUUGCCUUCGAAGAUGUACAUACCUUCUUACAAGGCAAUACAUCACGAAAGGGAUGGGUUGAACAAUUGACUAUACCAAAUGGUAUUCUCGAAUACAUUGAGAAUGAAUGUCGAUACCAACCAGUGAGAAUCUUAAUUUCUCCAUACAAUACCGUGCACAUGCAGGGUAUCCAUCAUUUUCUCGGACCAAGAGUCGGAGAGAUAGAGGCCAUCAAGUUGCAUAAGAUGGAUAUCGGUAGACCUUUACCUGGCGAUGCAAAUACUCGCAUUCUCACACCACGUGAAAGUUAAAGAGGUACACCAGAAUCCGAGAUGAAGAACCUGUGGGGAGAAAUUGACGCCAUCAUUGAGCUCUGUCACGGCUUUAACCGUCUGCUUGUCUUUUGUGGCUCUCAAAAGCGAGUUGAUGUUUUGGAAGAUUUGUUUGCGGACCCCAAUAACGGCAGGCGUGGUACCACGAGUUUUGAACCUCGGAGAGAUAACCGACAUCCCUACAUCUUGUAUGACCUCAUAUCUUGUAUAUAU
This is a messenger RNA of Sclerotinia trifoliorum, 1055 nucleotides long. NCBI's taxonomy places the organism in Eukaryota, Fungi, Ascomycota, Leotiomycetes, Helotiales, Sclerotiniaceae. The record is from the annotation of a GenBank genome assembly.